CAUCCUGUGACUCGGUCCUUUUAGUUUUGGCUUUUCUGGGACACGGGUCGGAUCACACUUGGAAGCGCCUAUGAGUGUCGGAAGUUCCUGAGCAGGAUCCAAAUCAACAAGAACGAUGCAUUGGCUGGCGCACUUCCAUAUCAUCUGGCUAUGCAUAUGGUUACUGUGCCUUGCCAGUUCUAACGCCAUUCCAUGUGACUCAUGUGGCAAGGAGUGCGCUAGUGCCUGCGGCACAAAGCACUUUCGGACCUGCUGCUUUAAUUAUCUACGAAAACGCAGUGAUCCAGAUGCUUUGCGUCAAACUUCCGAUCGCAGGCUCAUAGACUUUAUCCUGCUGCAAGGACGAGCUUUGUUUACGCAGGAACUAAGAGAAAAACACAGCAAUGGCACCCUGAUAGACCUCGGCUUACAGACAUACUACGGCUAAUGACCCUCCCCAAUUUAUACACUAAUCCUUAACUCGACAAUGGAACUGAUUUUGACUCAAAAAUACUCUUGUGGCAAUGGCUAAGACGGUUGAAAUGUUUGUAAUGUUAAUUUCAAAAUAAAGGCGAAAACUUCUUUGGGACAAUGAA
This is a messenger RNA of Drosophila ananassae, 575 nucleotides long. RefSeq names its product trissin (gene Trissin). NCBI's taxonomy places the organism in Eukaryota, Metazoa, Arthropoda, Insecta, Diptera, Drosophilidae. The transcript has 3 exons. The record is from RefSeq and is a predicted model, not a curated record. The coding region runs from base 116 to 427 and encodes 103 amino acids.